AUAGGAAAAUAAUUAAUCAGGUAAUGAGAUCAUUAUUCUGCAGUUACUAUAUAGGCAGAGCCCAUCCAUCCAACAACAGUUUUAUUCUUCUUCUUGGAAAGGAAAAUUAGAUUGAUGGCUGUUAACUGUAUAAUUUCUUCAACUCAAAUCCCAAUUCAGAAAUACAGAUCAUUUCUCAAGUACCCAAACAGAGAUUUGAAUUUUAUUUCCAAACGCAGCUUUGUCCCACUGAAAGAGGCAUCAUUACUGAGGAUCAAAGCAUCCAUCAGCAACAAGGUCUAUGAAGAUGAAUCCCAGGGUAUAGUCUGCUAUCAAGAUGAGCAUGGAGAAAUAGUUUGUGAAGGGUAUGAUGAAGGACCUUGUUUUAAAAGAAUUUCAAAGCCAUCCUAUCAUCCAAGUCCAAGAGGUUGUGCUGAUCAGCUCAGAGAUUCCCAAAUAACAAAUCUUCUGCUUCGACAAAGUUGGGUCCAGAUUGUUAAAGGGGAUGAACUCAGUAAUGCAGUAGUUGAAGGUAUGAGUCUGCAGGAGGACUUAAACUGCAAUGGUUCUAACUCAUUCUGCUAAUUAAUUAAUCUCCUGAAUCUGAUAUUAGAAUGAAUAUCGCUAAAAACAGACUGGAUCUGGAUGGUGAAUCAACUAGCUAGCUAGCACAUGUGCGAUCCAUGGUCUUAUUUAUUUCUUGCAAGUUGUCCGGGUUCAUAGUGACAAUGUGUUUGAACAAUUGAGUUGUAUAUAUAUAUAUAUAUAUAUAUAUAGUAUUAGUAUUGUGAAAAUGAUGAUGACUUCCUAGUCACAUAGCAAUAAAUUUGUCUGUAUGUCUUUGUGAUCUAAAA
This is a messenger RNA of Lotus japonicus, 833 nucleotides long. RefSeq lists its product as uncharacterized. The record is from RefSeq and is a predicted model, not a curated record. Lineage: Eukaryota; Viridiplantae; Streptophyta; Magnoliopsida; Fabales; Fabaceae. The transcript has 3 exons. Bases 115 to 564 code for a protein of 149 amino acids.